AACCUCUGUUGGGCGUCGCUCUAAUAACCCAGGAAAAGAUCACAUCUUUCGAAAGCAGAGAAACUCAAUUUUGAAAGAGUAAUUUGGUCGAACACCUGAUGUUCAAAUGAAAGGCAGCAACAAAGCUACUGUUUUAACUAUUGCCGAUAAAUGCAAGAAUAUAUUGGCAUCAAACUGGCAAGGUCAUCUUAAUACCAUCAAAACUGAUGCCCAUGGAAGCAAAGGGAACAUAUACACGUCGAAGGUUAAGUACAUUGUCAAGAAGGGUAAACCUUUUAUCUGGGUACCAGAACACGACUUGCAUAAUGUGAAUACUAUUAUUGAUGAACGUGGUUCGUUUUCCGUAGCCAGCCCGUUCCCCGGGCCUCUUGGAAAAUUACUCAAAUCAUUGAACAAGUUUCCAGUUCGGGUUGCUCUAACUGGGGAUGUUGUGCCUCUUACAGAUAAAAAGGCUCAAUCUGUUGCAGAAUUCGUUAAAGAAGUCAUGCUGGCUGAGGAGAAAGCAGUUAAAGAAUUUAGUUAUACGGUUUCUGGUGUACUAAGUUUUUCUGAUCACUUUUCCACAUCUCGAAGCAAGAACCUCAAGGAGCUGAUUGACGGGAGUGAAAAAUAUGUGAUUUAUAAGUUCAAUCUGAGUUCUUGCAUGUUUGUUGAUGGCAACGGAGGAACUCGUGAAGUAGACUUCGAAGAUGUGGAAAAAUGUAAAGCAAGUUUGCUAGCACCUUAUUCUGCUAAGCUCAUUGAUGGCAUUAAUCAAAGCGAGGCUCGACGCCGAGGACUGACCCUUUUUUGUUUCAUAUACUUGAACGUAAAUGCAAGAGAUGCAUACAUGCUCUCACUUGAUCGUAAGGGCUUCGACGUCUUGGGGAAGGUUUUUAGUAAAGCUCCCGGGGAUGAAGAAAGCGAAUACGAAUGGAAGCAAUUCCGGAUCCCUUUCAAAGAAGAGGCUUGGGACGUCGAGUCCUUUUGUCUCCAACUUGUGGAGAUGGAAGAAGAGGCCAUCAAAAUGGUCUCUAGCUACAGUGGUCUGGGAUAGAAAGUAAAGCAGAUACUACAAUGCUCUUCCAACCCUGUUUCCUCACCAUCCAAAAUGGUGACAUUCGAGUUUGAGUGUCGGAUACGGAUAUUUAUAUUUAAUGCCAAAACUUAUAUAAAUACAACAUGUAGAACAUAAUUAGGAUUUAAGAAAAAUUUGAGCAAAUUGGUUGAAGGUUGAAA
Hibiscus syriacus is the source of this 1218-nucleotide messenger RNA. RefSeq lists its product as uncharacterized. The transcript has 9 exons. The coding region runs from base 107 to 1036 and encodes 309 amino acids. Lineage: Eukaryota; Viridiplantae; Streptophyta; Magnoliopsida; Malvales; Malvaceae. The record is from RefSeq and is a predicted model, not a curated record.